Drosophila kikkawai is the source of this 3223-nucleotide messenger RNA. RefSeq names its product chromosome segregation 1 (gene Cse1). The record is from RefSeq and is a predicted model, not a curated record. Gene Ontology annotation, biological process: protein import into nucleus; protein export from nucleus. Gene Ontology annotation, molecular function: small GTPase binding; nuclear export signal receptor activity. Gene Ontology annotation, cellular component: nuclear envelope; cytosol. NCBI's taxonomy places the organism in Eukaryota, Metazoa, Arthropoda, Insecta, Diptera, Drosophilidae.
AUAUAUUACGGUCACACCAAGUGUGCAAAAAGUGAUUGAGGAUUUCAUUACAGUUUGAAAGAAUAAAGAAUUAAGAAAACGACCAGACCAGUGAUAUUAUUAAAGUUAGAACGACUGCACGCAACAAAGCAAAGACAAAAUGGAAGUAACUGACGCAAAUCUGCAGCUGCUGGCCGGUUAUUUGCAGCAGACGCUGAGUGCCGAUCCAAAUGUCCGCCGGCCGGCCGAAAAACUCCUAGAGUCCACGGAACUGCAGCAGAACUACCCGGUGCUGCUGCUCAACUUGAUCGACAAAGCCCAAAUGGACAUGACCACGCGGGUGGCCGGAGCCAUUGCCUUUAAGAACUAUGUGAAGCGGAAUUGGGCGGCCCACGAGGACAGCGACGGACCGGAUCGCAUCCACGAAAGUGACCGGAAUACAAUCAAGACGCUUAUCGUAACGCUGAUGCUUCAUUCGCCGGUGGCCCUGCAAAAACAACUCAGCGACGCCGUCAGCAUCAUUGGCAAGCAUGAUUUUCCGAAAAAAUGGCCGCAGCUCAUCGACGAGAUGGUGGAGAGAUUCGCUUCCGGCGAUUUCAAUGUGAUCAACGGGGUGUUGCAAACGGCACACUCGCUGUUUAAGCGCUAUCGCUACGAGUUUAAGUCCCAGUCCCUGUGGGAGGAGAUCAAAUUUGUACUGGACCGUAUGGCUAAGCCACUGACGGAUCUGCUUCAAGCCACCAUGCAGCUGACGAAGGUGCACGAGAACAAUCCAGAGGCAUUGAAAGUCAUCUACGGCUCCUUGGUGCUGGUGAACAAGGUCUUUUAUUCCCUAAACUCGCAGGAUUUGCCCGAGUUCUUUGAGGAUAACAUGAACACUUGGAUGGGCGCGUUUAUCCAGCAGCUGGCUGCCGAUGUGCCAUCACUGCGCACGGCCGACGACGAGGAUGCCGGUGUUCUGGAGCACCUACGCACUCAGGUCUGCGAGAACAUUUGUCUCUAUGCCAAGAAAUACGACGAGGAAUUCAAGCCCUUCAUGGAGCAAUUCGUGACUGCAGUCUGGGAGUUGCUGGUCAAGACCAGUCUGCAAACCAAAUACGAUGCGUUGGUGUCCCAUUCCCUGCAAUUCCUCUCUGUGGUGGCUGAGCGGAAACAUUAUCAGAGCAUUUUCGAGAACCCGGAGAUUCUGGCGCGGAUUUGCGAUAAAGUGGUCAUUCCCAACCUGGAUAUACGGCCCUCAGAUGAGGAAAUAUUCGAAGACAGUCCGGAGGAGUAUAUUCGCCGAGAUAUCGAAGGCUCUGACAUCGACACACGACGUCGGGCUGCCUGUGAUCUGGUCAAGACCCUGUCCAUUAACUUUGAGCAGAAGAUAUUUGGCAUCUUUGGGCAAUACCUGGAGAUAUUGCUGACCAAGUACAAGGAGAAUCCAGCUGCCAAUUGGAGGUCGAAGGAUACGGCUAUUUAUCUGGUCACCUCGUGGGCAUCACGAGGCGGAACCCAGAAACAUGGCAUUACCCAGACCUCAGAGUUGGUACCACUGCCGGAGUUCUGUGCCCAGCAGAUUGUUCCAGAGUUGCAGAGACCCAACAUCAAUGAAAUCCCAGUUCUAAAGGCUGCUGCCAUCAAGUAUGUAAUGGUGUUCCGCAGCAUUUUGGGCCCGCAAAUCCUAGCCAGCUGCCUGCCACAGCUCAUCCGGCAUUUGCCCGCUGAAAGCAUUGUGGUUCAUAGCUACGCCGCCUGCUCCGUGGAGAAGAUCCUGACCAUGCGCGAUGCCAACAAAGCAAUCGUUUUUGGCCCUCAGGUGCUGGGACCACAUUCAAAUGAGCUUAUCAACGGACUAUUCGCCACUCUUUCUCUGCCAGGAUCUGCAGAGAAUGAGUAUGUGAUGAAGGCCAUCAUGCGUAGCUUUUCUGUUUUGCAAUCGGCUUCUAUGCCUUUUAUGGGCGUGGCGCUCCCACGGCUCACUGAGAUCCUCACCCAGGUGGCCAAGAAUCCAUCGCGCCCACAUUUCAAUCACUAUCUAUUCGAAACGCUGGCUGUGUCCAUUAAAAUUGUUUGCCAGGCUGAAGCCUCGGCUGUAAGCUCCUUUGAGGAGGCUUUGUUCCCUGUUUUCCAGGGCAUCCUGCAGCAGGAUAUUGUCGAAUUUAUGCCCUACGUCUUUCAAAUGCUUUCGGUACUGCUGGAAGUACGUGAGGGCACUGGCUCCAUACCAGAGCCCUAUUGGGCCCUGUUUCCAUGCCUGUUGGCCCCAGCUUUGUGGGAUCGCACUGGCAAUGUCACGCCCUUGAUUCGCCUUAUCUCCGCUUUCAUUAAGCAGGGUUCAGCGCAAAUUCAAGCUUCGGGAAAAUUGAACGGAAUUUUGGGCAUUUUCCAAAAGAUGAUUGCCUCAAAGGCCAACGACCACGAAGGUUUCUACCUGCUGCAGAAUCUCCUUUCCUACUAUCCAGCAGCGGAAAUCGAAGCUAGCAUGCGCCAGAUCUUUGCCCUGCUCUUCCAGCGCUUGUCGCUUUCGAAGACGCCCAAGUAUUUAUCUGGGAUCAUCGUCUUCUUCUGCUUCUAUGUGAUCAAAUACAGUGGCGGACAGCUGGCACAGCUAAUCGACGAGAUCCAGCCCGGCAUGUUUGGCAUGCUGCUGGAGCGAGUGUUUAUUACCGAUAUGGGCAAGGUUCUCAAGGACCUGGAUCGGAAAAUGGUGGCCGUUGGUGUAACGAAGCUCCUCACCGAAACUCCGGAAAUGUUCCAGCCGCAGUAUGCCGGUUUCUGGCCGCGAUUGCUUCAUUCACUCAUCGAUCUCUUCGAGCGCUCGCCAGAUCAAUUGCCCGCCUUCGAUGGAGGAGAGGCUGCUGCAGGGCCUGACGACGCCGAUGGCGGCUAUCAAGUCGCUUUUGCCCAACUCUCCAAUGCUCAGCCCAAGCAGCAUGAUCACCUUGCCGACAUUACCGAUGCCCGACAGUUUCUGGCCACCUCGCUCUCCAAGUUCUCACAGACGCGUGUCGGUGAGUUGCCCAACUUGCUGACCCCCCUGGAGCCAGAGUAUAAGCAAGUUCUGCAAAAAUAUUGCGAUCAGGCUGGCGUACGCAUCGCAUAAAGAAGACCUUAAGAACACCUCGCCAUACAUUCGCAACUCUGUAAUACACCCAUCCUGUAUCACUAACUUCAUGUUUCGUUUUUUAUUGUCAUAAAACAUUUGUUUCAUAUGUUAGUGUAUUAUUCGUAACAAUAAAUAGUUAUAUUUGUCAAUUCA